GCCAACAUUUCGUGCUUUCCUUUCUUAACUUUAGUUCAACAGAAAGGGACACUACGGAGUGGGCCAGGUGUUACAGUUGUUCGACCAGAUUUAUACAAUUUAAUGGCAUUGCUAUAAUUACCAAUGUUUUUACUAGAGUUGUCUCAGAUUUUGUAGAAAUCGUUCCCAUUCAGUACUUGUUAUAGUAAUAAUGCGGUUAAUUGUAAUCGUGAUUUUUACAGCUACGCUGUUGCCCGUUUGUCGUUUUCUCGAUACCGGUCUGGAUUUGGAAAGCGACUGCAAUCCGGCGCCAGAGGUCACACCACCAGCUACUGCAGUGCCAUCGCCAUCUUUACGCACCGAUUUGUUGACUCAAGAAGAAUGCUUGGUCUAUCUCCAGAUGCACGAAGACACCAAACGCUGCAGUCCAAUCCGUUGGCUGGCCGAUUGUCAGGCCUCUGCCUCGUCGUUCCUGAUAGCCGCGACCCGAACGUACAUCAACGUGGGUUGCUCCGGGGAAGAUCGUGCCACCCUAGCCAAUCUGACGCGCUUCAUCAGUACAGUCAGUCCGCAACGCGCGGCCAUCAUCAGUCUGCAGGAGCGCAACGACACCACGGAUACCGUACAUUCUGACGUCAUCGACCCGCUUCGCCAGCAGCUGGUGGAGAUCACCGUCGCUCCGUGUACGACACCGCUGACCACCGCCAAAAUCUACAACCUGGGUGUUCUGCCGGCGCUCGUUACACUGAUCCUGGAAGACGGUCACCAGAUGAUCGUUGGGAAGAGAGAUUUCUCCCGGAUGCCAGGGAUUCGUAUGAUCGUCUUGAAGUUGUGCAGUAUGGCCUCGCUGGAACUGUACACCUUCACCGAUCUGCCGCAACUGCAGAGUAUUACGUUAGACAGCCACGUCGUCAACUAUCUGUACAAUAUCCGAAAUAUCCAGCUAGGUUCCAAGCGCCGGAUCGAACCGAUGCCCGAGAAAUUCAGUGCAGAGGAUGUGCAGUGGUGGCGCACUCUGCACUGUGACUGCGCGUUAGCGUGGUUCCGCAAUUUUCUUAAACAGAAACCGUUUCUCAUGGCGGCGAGACGAGCGGGGGCGGUGGCAACUAUCGGUACCUACCGAACGCCGUCGCUGGAUUUUGGACGCUUUCCCGAUGUGCUUAGUGUGGACUGCGCAAAGGAACUGGUCUACGACAACAUCCAUGCCGGCAGCCAGUUCUCCUACAACACCUCUUGCCAUAAUUUGCACUGUCCAGUUUAAGAUGGCUUUGUCACCCGAAAAGUACAGCUAUGAGGCUUUAAAAGUGUGUGCCCUUCAACUACACUGGAAUUACUACACUAAACAUCACAUUAACUCUGUGCAAAAAGGCGAGAUUUCAUGUGCAAAAACUCUGAACUGCAGUCACGAUAAUUACGGUAAAAAUUGUUACCAGAAGCCAGAAAAUUAGUGU
This is a messenger RNA of Paramacrobiotus metropolitanus, 1430 nucleotides long. RefSeq lists its product as uncharacterized. The record is from RefSeq and is a predicted model, not a curated record. Lineage: Eukaryota; Metazoa; Tardigrada; Eutardigrada; Parachela; Macrobiotidae. The transcript has 2 exons. Bases 191 to 1240 code for a protein of 349 amino acids.